Messenger RNA from Thalassophryne amazonica, 8515 nucleotides. It is a transcript of the gene ncor1, whose product is annotated as nuclear receptor corepressor 1. NCBI's taxonomy places the organism in Eukaryota, Metazoa, Chordata, Actinopteri, Batrachoidiformes, Batrachoididae. Gene Ontology annotation, biological process: negative regulation of transcription by RNA polymerase II. The record is from RefSeq and is a predicted model, not a curated record. Gene Ontology annotation, molecular function: transcription corepressor activity; nuclear thyroid hormone receptor binding.
AAUGCGACGCAGGCUUCAGUCUGCCCAGACUGCCCACAGCUUCCACCCCGCGGAUUUACAGCCAAGUAUUGACGCAUCUUUUUUUGCCCAGGGAAAGCUUUCUCUCCCUCUGGUGUAUUUUUCGAAGAUGAGGUGGUUUGUGUCUUCAGCCAUGGUUUAGCUAAAAUCUUGGAUGUGUGAAGCAGCAGCCCGCUUGCACUGAGUCAGGAUGUCCAGUAGCUCGGGCUACCCCCCUACUCAGGGAAGCUUCAGCAGUGAACAGAACAGAUAUCCAGCACACUCUGUCCAGUACACAUUCAGCAGCUCACGCCAUCAACAGGAUUUCACUGUCCCAGACUAUCGGACACACAUGCAGGAUCCACAGGGUCGGAGAAGGCCGUCUCUGCUGUCUGAAUUUCACCCAGGAACUGAAAGGCCUCCAGAGAGGCGCCAUGGAUACGAACAGCAGUUCCACCCAGUCACAGGCCAACAUGAGCAUGAGGCAUUGGAGGCUAAACGCCCUCGUAUGGAGACUAUCGCUGAGGGCCACAUCACCCGUACACCUCCGAUGACGGGGGGCAUUGUCCUACCUAUUCCUCAUGCACUACAGGAUAGCCUCAGAGCCAGUGUGGAGCUCAAAAAGGAAUCACAGUACGCUGUCAAAGUCGAAGCCUCAUCUCCAGGUGGACCUGCACUGCACAUUGGGGACGAGCAGGACACAUCGCCUUCUAAAUUAUCCAAGGAAGAGCUCAUUCAAAGUAUGGACCGAGUGGACAGAGAAAUUGCUAAAGUGGAGCAGCAGAUCUUCAAGCUGAAGAAGAAGCAGCAACAACUGGAGGAGGAAGCAGCAAAGCCAGUCAAGCCAGAAAAGCCGGUGACCCCUCCUCCGGUGGAGCACAAACACCGUAGCAUUGUCCAGAUCAUCUACGACGAGAACAGGAAAAAAGCUGAGGAGGCCCAUAAAAUACUUGAAGGAUUUGGUCCCAAAGUUGAGCUGCCCUUGUACAAUCAGCCAUCAGACACAAAGGUGUACCAUGACAACAUCAAGACCAACCAAGUAAUGAGGAAAAAGCUAAUUCUAUUUUUCAAGAGGAGGAACCAUGCCCGAAAACAAAGGGAGCAGAAGAUCUGUCAGCGCUAUGAUCAGCUGAUGGAAGCAUGGGAGAAGAAAGUGGAGCGAAUGGAGAACAACCCCAGGCGAAAAGCCAAGGAGAGCAGAACACGGGAGUACUAUGAAAGACAAUUUCCUGAGAUCCGCAAGCAGAGAGAGCAGCAGGAGCGCUUCCAGAGAGUUGGACAAAGAGGAACCGGCCUUUCUGCAACAAUUGCCAGAAGUGAGCAUGAGAUUUCUGAAAUCAUAGAUGGACUUUCUGAGCAAGAGAACAACGAGAAACAGAUGAGACAGCUGUCGGUCAUCCCUCCUAUGAUGUACGACUCUGAGCAGAGACGAGUGAAGUUUAUCAACAUGAACGGUUUGAUGGAUGACCCAAUGAAAGUGUACAAAGCUCGGCAGUUCAUGAAUGUGUGGACCGAACACGAAAAGGAGAUAUUUAAGGAAAAAUUUGUUCAACACCCAAAGAACUUUGGCCUGAUUGCCUCCUACCUAGAGAGAAAGUGUGUUUCUGACUGCGUCUUCUACUAUUACUUGACUAAAAAGAACAACAACUACAAGACACUGGUGAGACGAAACUAUGGACGACGGAGAGGAAGGAACCAGCAAAUAACGCGUCCCUCACAAGAAGACAAGUCGGACGACAAAAACGAAGAGGAAAAAUGUGAGAAGUCAGAGAAGAAAGAGGACGAAGAAAAGAAGGACGAGGAAGAGAAAGAUGAAAAAGAGGAUUCUAGAGACAUUGGCAAGGACAAAGACAAAUGUGACGGUGGGGAGGACGAGGACGGAAAAGAGCAAAACACGCCACGUGGCAGGAAGACUGCCAACAGCCAGGGCCGCCGUAAGGGAAGGAUCACCACACGCUCCAUGGCCAAUGAGGCUGCGUCUGUGGUGGCUGAGGAAUUACCUCCUCCUGUCCCGGAGUCUGCCCUGCCAGAGCCUCCUCAGCUCCCAAAAUCUGAUCUAGCACAGAAGUCUAUGAAAGAGCCUACAAAACCCCAGACGCCAGUCACAUCCAUGGAUACAAAUAAAGCUGGAGCUGGUGAAACAGGAGAAACUUCUCGCUGGACCGAGGAGGAGAUGGAGGUCGCCAAAAAAGGCCUCGUUGAGCAUGGAAGAAACUGGACAGCUAUUGCCAAAAUGGUGGGCACCAAGAGUGAGGCGCAGUGUAAGAACUUCUACUUUAAUUACAAGAGACGUCACAACCUGGACAGCCUUCUCCAGCAACACAAGCAGGACACACGGCAUGCUCAUGGUGAUAGGUCUCAAGGUGAAGGUCUAGCAACAGCAUCACCUGAUGAUGAAGAGGACAAUGCAGAUGACAGUGAAGGUGAUAACAACAGCUCUGAUACUGAGAGCGCCCCCUCACCCUCUCAGAAUGAUUCUUCAAAGUCUGGUGACUCCAAGAGGACAGAGAGCGCCACACCAGACGCCAACUGCUCAGACCAGGACAAAGGCCAAACCAGCAACGGGAAGUCCCCAGACUCUUCAUAUGGAGAACUCCAUGUUAAGGAAGAAAAAAGCUCUGAGAGUGAGACCAGCUCUCAGGAGGAACGACCCAGGGUGGCUUCCUACUUGGGUUCUCUGCAUCCCAAACCUGAACCACAGGAUGUGGACAUGAAAACAGGAGACGUCCAGGUCAAGAUGGAGCCAGAGAUCAAAGAGAAGGCAGAAAAAGGAGAUGAAGGCAAGAGGCAGAGAGAGCUCAACUCUGACAAUGACUCCAGCGCCACCUGCAGUGCAGAUGAGGAUGUAGACGCAGAGCCUGAGAGGCAGCGAAUGUUCUCAAUAGAAAAGGCUUCCCUGCUGAACGCCGCAGGCUCGGUGCUGGUGUCCUCGCCCAAGCAAAGCCAGCUCAACAUCCAGCAAAUGCAGCAGCGGGCAGCUGCCAUCCCACCCAUGGUGCCAGGUCCGUUUGGUCCUGGCGGUGUGCCUAUCAGUGGGUUUGCCAUGUUCCAGCAUCAAAUCAAAGCUGUGCAUGAUUCAUCACACCAGGAAGACAAGCAGAGGCAGGAUCAGGGGGACACGGAGCGCAGACCCCCCUUCAACGCCCGCAGCCCCGCUGUGCUAGACAGAGAUGGUAAGGCCUUACCCUACAUGUCUUAUGAAAUGAAGCUGGUAGACCAGGAGGCCCACUCUGGGCGGCCAGGCUCUCCUUACAGACUUUCCCCCGAGAGCUGAGUAAGAGUCUCACACCAGCCUGACCCAGCCCCUAAUGUAUCCCGCUACAGUGUGCCACCAGUCCUCCACCCGGCACCCAACCAGCUGGUGCAAAGUGUGCCUGAUGGCGUCCGGGUGACAUUCAACAGACACAGUCGACCUGCGAACAUUCCUUCGCCUCCUCCACUCAUUCCAACCACAAAACCUGCAGACAAACCUUCAUUCAUCCAAGGAGGCUCAAUCUCCCAGGGAACUCCUGGCACAUACCUGCCGUCUCAUGCUGUCUAUGGGCCCGAGGGGACAAAGAGCUCUGUGGGUUCCAUAUCUCUGGGUCUGCCUCGACAGCAGGACCCCAACAAAUCUGGAGCUGCCGUUCCUUCCAUGCAGGAUGGCAGAGGCAACCCAGCAAAGGUGGGCGAAGGUUUGGCUUUCAGAGGAUCAAUCACUCAGGGCACCCCUGCCCUGCCACAGUCUAGCAUUGCUGCUGAUCUACUGAAAUGUACCAUCACAAAACUGGCCACAGACGACCUGAACAGCUCCGACAAGGCCAGAGGAGAACAGCUGGCUAAAGGGCACGUCAUCUAUGAAGGCAAGAGUGGACACAUCCUUUCUUAUGAUGCUAUAAAGAACCCCAGGGAAAACACCCGCAGCCCCAGAGCAGGCCAUGAGCUGAAACGCACUUAUGACAUAAUGAAGGAUCCAUGGGCAGGGGGCACCCUGGCAGGGAAGGGGCUCCUUUUUGAGGGUUUGAUUUGUAGAGCUUUGCCCAGAGAAGGGCUUCAUGGAGAUUCUAAGGAAAGACCACUGAUCACUGGAUCUAUCAUGCAAGGAACACCUAGAACCUCUGCAGAGAGCUAUGAGGAUACCUUGAAAUAUGGAAAACAAAUCAAACGAGAAAGCCCACCGAUCCGCUCCUUUGAAGGGGGUAUAGGCAAAGGCAAACCAUAUGAGGGAGUGAAUACUAUCAAAGAGAUGGGACGCUCUAUUCAUGAAAUCCCCCGUCAAGACCAGUCUGGACAAGAAUGCUGCAAGACUCCUGAAAUGUCAGACCGGAGGGUUAUGGAGUCCUCCAUGUCUCAGAUCCACCCUCAGAACCAACCUGCAAUCAAGCACAAUGUCAAGUCUUUAAUCACCAGUCCCACUAAGCUUCUGCACACCCUACCCCAGCUAGAGGUCAUGGAGCGAGCAAAGUACGAAGAGAGCAAAGCAGUAGCAGAGCGAGCGCGCCAUGCCUCUGUAGUUAACUCAACCACUUCAGUCCUUCGAUCCACACACCAGGAGGCUGGCAAAUCCCAGCUUAGCCCAGGCAUGUAUGAAGAUUCCAGUGCUCGCAGGACUCCUGUUAACUACAGCACCAAUCCAAUGUCCAGAGGAUCUCCCAUGCUGGCACGUGCAGAUGGUGGCAUGAGCUCUGCAAAGUCUGCUCCACUUGAAAGAAAGAGUGCCGUGACUCCCACUCAGAGGGACAGCAUCUCAGCCAAGUCUCCGGUGUCUGGUGGCGACCCUGUAGCCUCUCACAGCCCGUUCGAACCUCACCACCGGCCUGUUGUCCCCGGGGAAGUGUACCGAGCUCACCUGCCUCCACAUCUGGACCCUGCCCUGGCCUUUCACAGAGUUCUGGAUCCUGCAGCUUACAUGUUUCCCAGACAGCCCUCUCCAACAGGCUACCACAACACCUACCAGCUUUACACCAUGGAGAACACACGGCAGACCAUCCUCAAUGAUUACAUCACUUCCCAGCAAAUGCCAUUCCCACGGCCUGAUGUGGCCAGAUGCUUGUCGCCACGGGAACAACCAGUUGCAAUCCCUUACCCACCCGGAGCCCGGGGGAUUAUUGAUCUAGCCCAGAUGCCUCCAACUAUCCUGUUGCCUCACCCUGGGGGAACAGGUACUCCCACUUUGGAACGCAUCGCCUACCUCCCUGGAGCUCAGCCCCCUUUCCCUCCUAGGGCUUUCAACCCAGCCUCCAUAUCGCCAGGACACCCGGCUCACCUUGCUGCCACCGCUGCUGUCAGUGUAGAAAGGGAACAAGAGAGGGAGCGGGAGCAGCAGGAGAAAGAGAGAGAAAAGGAGAGGGAAAGGGAGCAGCGGGAGCGCGAACUCAGAGAACGAGAGCGGGAAUAUAUGCGUGGAGGUGUGGAGCAGCCGGGUCGACCAGGGAGUCGUGGUUAUUUGCACUCUUCUUCUCCUUCGGUCAGGUCACAGGAUGUGGUAGUUCAACAGCGGCCGAGCAUCUUCCAAGGCACCAACAGCAAGAGUGUCAUCACCUCUUUAAUGCCCUGUUCAUCAGCAGUGAUGGCAGCAGCUCAAAAUAGUUCUCGUUACAGUACGGCGGCUGACGCUUUGGCUGCUUUGGUGGAUGCUGCAGCUUCAGCCCCACAAAUGGAUGUGGCCAAGGCAAAGGAGAACAGACACGAACGGGAUGAUGAUAUGUCAUCUUCAGUGGUAGCUCGUCGAGGAACUGCUCUGUCAGAUCAGGAGGCAGACAGGCGAUCUAUGCAGUCACCGUAUGGUGCUGUGUCUCUGCCAGGGGGUAAGCCCCACCCAGCGUAUUCUGAGGGGCCAGUCAUGGGCAUUAAAGAGAAAGGUCCUCAAACUAAGUCUCGUAUUGAAGAGGAGCUCCGUACCCGUGGAAAAACAACCAUCACGGCUGCUAACUUCAUUGACGUCAUUAUCACACGGCAGAUAGCCUCGGACAAAGACUCCAGAGAACGAGGCUCUCAGAGCUCAGACUCCUCCAGCAGCUUGUCAUCGAGCCGAUGUGACAACCCGGGUGCAGGAGCCAUUGAAGUAAUUAGUCCUGCUAGUUCCCCUGUCGAACCACAACAGGACAAACUAGAAGAAAGGCAACCACAGGCUGCAGCAGCUGGCAUGCGGGCAUUCGACAUGAGCCGGUACCGAGCCCAGGGGGAUCCCAGUGUCCAGCAGCCUCCCUCCGCUCAAGCUGACAGCUACUCACAGAUCCCCAAGACACACCGGGUCAUGACCUUGGCAGACCACAUCUCGCGUAUCAUCACUCAAGACUUUGCCCGGAAUCAAGACCCUCCUUCAGCCUCGUCCUCAGCUUCUGCCACGUUCCAGAGUGUGGUGUCAUCCGUGCCAUCUUCAGGACGGGCCAAGGUGUCCAGCCGCUACAGUCCAGAGAACCAGGGCCAGACUGCACACCAUCCGAGAGCCUCCAGCAGAGUUUCCCCAGAGAACGCCCCUGACAAGUCCAGAACCAGACCAGGUAAAUCUCCAGAGCGAGGAGGAAGGCCGAUGGAGAACUAUGAACCCAUCUCUCCGCCCCAGAGCUACCAAAGCUUGGACAAGCAGGACGCGGUUGGGCUUCCACCGAGGCGGGAGACCGAUAACUCUGAGAUCAGGAGUGACUCUCGGUCCCCGGGCAGCAUCAGCUACCUGCCAUCCUUCUUCACUAAGCUGGAGAACACCUCACCAAUGGUGCAAUCCAAGAAGCAGGAGAUCUUUCGUAAGUUGAACUCCACCUGUGGUGUCGGUGAUUCUGAUGUUGGAAAUGCACAACCGGGCACAGAAAUCUUCAACUUGCCGGCUGUUACCAGCUCCAGCAGCAUCAACCCCAGGAAUCACACUUUUAGUGACCCAGCCAGUAACCUGGGCUUGGAGGACAUCAUCCGAAAAGCCUUGAUGGGCAAUUUGGAGGAUAGACAGGAGGACCAUCAAGGUGGAGGAGGGCCUCAAGUUAGCAGCAGCAACAACACAGGCAGUGAUGCUCGUCAGGAGACCAACCCAUCACCUAGUACAGGAAAGUCAAAACUGCAAAGCAAAGCCAACAGCCGGAAAUCGAAGUCACCUAAUCUGGGUCAGGCCUACGUGGGAGGGGAGCGCCCCUCCUCUGUGUCCUCUGUCCACUCUGAGGGAGAUUAUCACAGACAGGCCCCGGCCUGGGCCUGGGAGGACAGACCCUCAUCCACAGGAUCCAUGCAGUUCCCCUACAACCCGCUGACCAUGCGCAUGCUGAGCAGCACGCCGCCCACCUCCAUGGCUUCGCCCUCGAUGCAGAGUCAGCAGCAGCUGCCACCGCCAGGCGCUCCUGUGGCACAGCAGCGUGUGUGGGAGCGGGAGCCCCUGCUGUCAGAGCAGUAUGAGACUCUGUCGGACAGCGAUGACUGAGUCCCGCCAGCCAGGACACAGGCCCAAACUCAGGCUUUCCACCCCCCUCCUCUAGAAACAACCUCGUGCAUUGGCGAGGGUCACACAUAGAUGGGGUGGUGUCUAUGUUCCCCUUUGCUGGUAUGGUGCCCGCUGGCGUUCAGCUGUGGGUAAAGCAGCUCUCCAGAAGGAGCCUGGCGUUUGGUCCAGUAGCACUAACCAAGUCUUCUGGGAACAGAAACUAAACUUGACAGAGUGGAUGAUAUAUGAGCUGUAGUCAAAAUGAAGAACUGAGGAUGUAAAAAAGGCAGAAGAGACUAUUUCAGAAUUUUUGAUUUCUGUAAAGAAGAUACACUUUGUCUUUAAAAAAAUCUUUGUAUGUACAUAGAGUAACUUUUUGCAGUGUUUUCUUAACUUGAUUCUUAUUUUAAUGUUGCUUUUAAAUCGAUCCACUCUGAAGUGGGAAAAGUAGGGAUGUCAUCUGUUGUAUCAGUUUGGCACUCCUAGGCCACGCCCACCGCUGUCACCUGAGGUCCACGCCCCAGAGACUGGACGUUAGCCGAGGAAACUAAAUGCUAACUUUCACACAGUGUUUGUGUUCGAUGCCCGUCUUCAGCGCACAGCGGCGACCGUGCAUGGAUUGUAACUAUCAGAGGGUAGCAGUGACUUCUCACCUCAUUCUGAACGGGCGAACGUCUUCAAAACAAGUUGGGAACACUGGUGUCAGCGCAGAAUGGUGAAAAGUCUCAGAUAAGCUUGCUCACAAAGAAUCCUACUACUAAUGACUACUUCUGGGCCCGUUUCAUCCUGAUUAAUGAAAGUGAGCCAUUCCCUGUCUUUUCGAUGAAGCUGACCACAGUGUGUCACAUGCAGUUUCCAGCCUGUUUGUAAUGAUGGUAAAUAAAACUGUCAGGAGCGUUUCUGAGCGGUUUUGCUUUGUGACUUGAGAAAGAAGGCAGCUUUAAGUAAUUUUCUCAGAGGUAUAUGGUGUUUUUUUUUUUUUUUUGUUAUCCCCCCAUUUUUUUAACACACAAAUAUUUAUAUAUAUACACACACAGAAAUAUAUUUCUGUGUGUGUGUGUGUGUGUGUGUGUGUGUGUGCUGUCCUGACAGAAAUCUGAACUCUGUAAAUUGUCUUUCCAUGACAGAGAAAAA